This is a messenger RNA of Sinocyclocheilus rhinocerous, 768 nucleotides long. Its product is annotated as tripartite motif-containing protein 16-like. The annotation marks the transcript as partial. The transcript is spliced from 3 exons. Gene Ontology annotation, molecular function: protein binding. NCBI's taxonomy places the organism in Eukaryota, Metazoa, Chordata, Actinopteri, Cypriniformes, Cyprinidae. The record is from RefSeq and is a predicted model, not a curated record.
AGUUUGCAGUCUCUGUCUGUUUCAGAAUGUAGACACAGCACAGCACUUCACGUGACUGUUAGCUCUCAGCUGACUUUUGAUGAAGUGAGAAGAUCUGUCUCUCUACUGAGAAAGGAGAUUGAGGAUUUUUGCAAAGAUGAAAUAGAAAUUAUAUCUGAUAAAGUUAAAUUCGUUGAGAUCAUUCCUUCCCCUGAACCCAAGGUCAGAGAAGAGUUCUUACAAUACUCCUACCAGUUGACUCUGGAUCUGAACACAGUGAAUCCAGUCCUCGGACUGUCUGAUGGGAACAGAGUUAUCUUUCAGGGUGACAUGAACUAUGGGUACCCUGAACAUCCAGACAGAUUUGAUUACUGGGAGCAGGUGUUGUGUAGAAAGAGAGUGUGUGGACGCUCUUACUGGGAGGUUGAGCGGAGUGAAAAUGGUAUUGUGGAUGUAGCAGUGUCAUAUAAAAACAUCCGUAGGAAGGGAGAAGUUGAGAGGAGGGAUUGCUUAUUUGGAUGUAAUGAUCAGUCCUGGAGUUUAUGUUGCUCCGAAUACUCUGGAUACUCAUUCAGUCACAAUAAUGUAGAGACUGAACUCCCUGUGAAGUCCAUCAGCAGGAGAAUAGGAGUGUUUGUGGAUCACAGUGCAGGAACUCUGUCCUUCUACAGCGUCUCUGACACAAUGAGCCUCAUCCACACAGUCCAGACCACAUUCACUCAGCCGCUCUAUCCGGGGUUUAGAGUUUUUUAUGGAACAACCAUGAAACUAUGCAAUUUAUCAAAAUAG